GAAUCGGAGGAGACGAUCACCGUAGCCGCAGAGAAUACGCGUCCGAGACGCACAAUCAUCCGAUCGCGAAGAGCGCUCGAGACGCUCGACCUCAACACGCAGACGACAGACACGCAGACGAUAAGCAACAGCACAGCGAUGGAGAUCGUCGUCGACGAUAGCGAAUGA
Messenger RNA from Colletotrichum abscissum, 168 nucleotides. RefSeq lists its product as uncharacterized. Lineage: Eukaryota; Fungi; Ascomycota; Sordariomycetes; Glomerellales; Glomerellaceae. The annotation marks the transcript as partial. The transcript has a single exon. The record is from RefSeq and is a predicted model, not a curated record.